Molecule: messenger RNA, 798 nt
Organism: Biomphalaria glabrata
Lineage: Eukaryota; Metazoa; Mollusca; Gastropoda; Planorbidae
Exons: 2
Coding region: 157-651 (164 amino acids)
Source: RefSeq, a predicted model, not a curated record
UAGCUCCCUUUACCUAUCUCGUGUGUUGAAAAAUUAAAAUAUCCCAAUGAUCCAGACAUAGAUCUACUUUUAAAAGAAUUAUUCUAGAUAAAUCUAAAUUUAAAACGCAGACGACGAAAGUGAAUUUUUAACCAGACCUGCUAUCUUCAUUGGACAAUGGACCUGGACCUGACUAAAUCAGUCAGCAGUUACUUUGACCUGAAUGAUACCAACUUUCAAACUGAUUCUAACAUUCAAGAGGUGAUGCCAAGCAAAAGAACGAAAUUUGGAGAAAAUAGGGUUUCUGACAAUGUAAAAAUGGAUCAAUGUGCCAAGAAAGGGGUGCAUGCUCUUCAGCCUAAAAUCAACACUAGUGGCAACUCCAUUGUAAACCAUGUCCAUGAAUCUCAGCCUCUGUUGCUGAACAAAGACACCCAAAAACAGAUGGAUUUAAAUGAAGUAUUGCAGGAAAUUAGUCAAGGUUGGCAAGAGGUUAUUUCACAAUGUGUUCAGUCUUUCAAUGAUAUGGAGAAUUAUGAAGAGGAUUGUCUAAAAUAUCUUAAAGAACUUGCGCACCACACUGAAGUACUUCUGCAAAACAGAACAGCUCAAAAAGAAAUGAUCUGCAAAAGACUCGAAAUGAUUACAGAUGCCUUGAAGUCUAAACCUUAGCAUAACAUAACUGUAAUAGGUUUAGUGAAGUUCAUUAGUAUGCUAUGUAAAUCGCAUUCUAGAUUAUUUCUUUGUUACCACUACCAAUAUUUGUUUAUGUAGUACACUUUGAUUGCAUUUGUCAUUGUUCAUAAAUAAAGUGAUAAA